UCGAAGCCGUUCUACGUGAGACUCUACUACCGCGCUUAAUUACUAUUUCUAAACCUACAUUCAAAUCAUCGCACUUUAAGCACUUUCCGUAGGUUUCCAUAACUUCAAACUAAAGUUUUACAUAUGAAAGGAAACAGUCUAACUUGCACUCGUAUUGGUUUCGUUCAAAUUCUGGAUCGUUAUCAGGGCAAGCAAGUAGGGAGGAGCCCAUAAACAGGAACUGCUGUUCUCAUCCUGUUUCCUCCGUGGGCUGAAGGGUUUAGAGAAAUAGGAAUUCGGGAGUUGAGACAAAGCGUCUGUGGUUUUCUUUCGUUCUUCUUGGACGCAUAAUACAUUGUUGGGAAAUGACACUAAAUACAGGGAGUGUGAACUUCAAAUGGGACCCAAAAAGCUUGGAAAUACGAACUUUGGCAGUGGAACGGCUGCUUGAGCCCUUAGUCACGCAGGUAACAACCUUGGUUAAUACAAGUAAUAAAGGUCCAUCCAAUAAGAAGAAAGGUCGUUCAAAGAAAGCACAUGUUUUGGCCGCAUCUGUUGAACAAGCAACACACAAUUUUCUUGAUAAAGGAGACAAGAUUGCCAAGGAGAGUCAGUUUCUCAAAGAUGAACUUGUGGCAGCAGUUGAUGAUGUUCGGAAACAGGGAGAAUCCAUGAAGAGCGCAUCAGGGGAGUUUGCCGAUGAUCCUUGUUCUUCUGUGAAACGUGGAAACAUGGUCAGAGCUGCACGUGCACUUUUGUCGGCAGUCACAAGACUACUUAUUUUGGCUGACAUGGCAGAUGUUUAUAAACUACUUGUGCAGCUGAAAGUGGUUGAAGAUGGAAUUUUAAAACUUAGAAAUGCUGGAACUGAGCAGGAUUUAGGCAUACAGUAUAAGGCAUUAAAAGCAGAAGUGGACAAAUUAAACGUAAUGACUGCCAAAAGACAACAGGAACUAAAAGAUGUGGGCCACAGGGAUCAGAUGGCUGCAGCCCGUGGUAUUCUACAGAAGAACAUCCCAAUACUGUACACCGCUUCACAGGCAUGUUUGCAGCAUCCUGAUGUGGCAGCUUACAAAGCCAAUAGGGACUUGAUUUACAAACAACUUCAGCAAGCUGUCAAUGGCAUCUCGAAUGCUGCUCAAGCCUCCUCAUCUGAGGAAACUGGGCAACAGCAAGGAGGUGGAGAGCUAGCUGUUGCUUUGAACAAUUUCGAUAAACAAAUUAUCGUGGAUCCUCUUGGCUUCACCGAAGAAAGAUUUAGACCGUCUCUGGAAGAACGUUUAGAGAGCAUAAUUAGCGGAGCAGCUCUGAUGGCAGAUUCGUCCUGUACACGUGAUGACCGUCGGGAGCGAAUAGUUGCUGAAUGCAAUUCCGUGCGACAAGCUUUGCAAGAUCUUCUUUCGGAAUACAUGGGAAAUACUGGACGUAAAGAAAGGAGCGAUGCUUUAAACUCUGCAAUUGAUAAAAUGACAAGGAAAACAAGGGACUUGCGAAGACAGUUACGUAAAGCUGUCAUGGACCAUGUCUCGGAUUCCUUUCUGGAGACGAAUGUCCCCUUGCUUGUCUUGAUUGAAGCUGCAAAGAAUGGAAACGAGAAAGAAGUGAAAGAGUAUGCACAAGUAUUUCGUGAACAUGCAAAUAAAUUAAUUGAGGUGGCAAAUUUGGCAUGUUCAAUAUCAAAUAAUGAAGAAGGCGUUAAACUUGUUCGCAUGUCAGCCAGUCAACUUGAAACAAUGUGCCCUCAGGUGAUUAAUGCAGCUUUGGCAUUGGCUGCCAAGCCCAAUAGUAAGGUUGCCCAGGACACCAUGGAUCUCUUCAAGGAGCAAUGGGAACGACAAGUUCGUGUAUUAACAGAUGCUGUAGAUGACAUUACUUCAAUUGAUGACUUCCUUGCUGUUUCAGAGAAUCAUAUUUUGGAAGAUGUCAACAAAUGUGUCAUAGCUCUUCAGGAGAAGGAUGUGGACGGGCUUGAUAGAACAGCUGGUGCAAUUCGAGGUCGAGCUGCAAGAGUUAUCCAUGUUGUCACUUCAGAAAUGGAUAAUUAUGAACCUGGUGUGUACACAGAAAAGGUUUUAGAAGCUACCAAGCUGCUGUCCAACACUGUCAUGCCACGGUUCACAGAGCAAGUUGAAGCUGCUGUUGAAGCACUCAGUGGGGAUACCAAUCAGCCAAUGGAUGAAAAUGAAUUUAUUGAUGCAUCUAGAUUAGUGUAUGAUGGUAUCCGGGACAUCAGAAAAGCUGUACUGAUGAUAAGAACUCCUGAAGAGUUGGAUGAUUCCGACUUUGAAACUGAAGACUUUGAUGUCAGGAGCCGUACGAGUGUCCAGACAGAGGAUGAUCAACUAAUUGCUGGUCAAAGUGCAAGAGCAAUCAUGGCUCAACUUCCACAAGAACAAAAGGCUAAAAUUGCUGAGCAGGUUGCUAGUUUCCAAGAAGAAAAAAGUAAACUUGAUGCUGAAGUGUCCAAAUGGGAUGAUAGUGGAAAUGAUAUUAUUGUUCUUGCAAAACAAAUGUGCAUGAUCAUGAUGGAGAUGACCGAUUUUACUAGAGGAAAAGGACCACUUAAAAAUACAUCUGAUGUCAUAAGUGCAGCCAAGAAAAUAGCAGAAGCUGGAUCAAGAAUGGAUAAGUUGGGGCGCACUAUUGCGGACCAUUGUCCUGACUCUGCUUGCAAGCAAGAUCUUUUGGCUUAUUUACAACGAAUUGCCUUGUAUUGCCAUCAGUUAAACAUAUGUAGCAAAGUUAAGGCUGAAGUUCAAAAUCUUGGAGGUGAACUGGUUGUAUCUGGAGUUGACAGUGCCAUGUCCCUGAUCCAAGCUGCCAAAAACUUAAUGAAUGCUGUGGUCCAAACCGUUAAAGCUUCGUAUGUAGCUUCUACAAAAUAUCAGAAAUCACAAGGAAUGGCAUCAUUGAAUCUUCCAGCAGUUUCAUGGAAAAUGAAGGCUCCAGAGAAAAAGCCUCUUGUCAAAAGGGAGAAACAAGAUGAAACCCAAACUAAAAUAAAACGUGCAUCCCAGAAGAAACACGUGAAUCCAGUUCAGGCGCUUAGUGAAUUUAAAGCCAUGGAAAGCAUAUAACCCAUAUUAUGUUAAAAUGUUUUUCUGUGCAUUGUUUUUCAAUAUUAUAUUUUGAAACACUCUAGCAGCUUAAAUGUGCUAGGAAACUGAAUCCUAUAUGCAAGAAAGCUGGUAGACUAUGCGGUUAAUACUUGAGCCACAUAAGGGUAGCAAAUCUUGGGAAUGGAGUAUUUUAUAGUGUCUGCAAAAUGUAAGCCUUUUAAAACCUUUUUGUUAGCUUUUCUUUUAUAUAUAUAAUUUAGUUAUUUCUAAUCAUGUUUGUUUGAGGAUAUUGCAGGCUAAAAUCUAAAAUUUUAAAGCUUAAAUAUUGCAGCCUGAUUUGCAUGGAAGCUAAAACACAAACGAUAUGUAGUUGGAUCAAUGUUAAGCUUCAAUGUACUUGCAAUAAUUAAUAAAGCAAUUUUUAUAGUUCUAUUUUAAUCUUUAAA
Spea bombifrons (plains spadefoot toad) is the source of this 3484-nucleotide messenger RNA. It is a transcript of the gene CTNNA1, whose product is annotated as catenin alpha 1. The record is from RefSeq and is a predicted model, not a curated record. The transcript is spliced from 18 exons. Gene Ontology annotation, cellular component: adherens junction; actin cytoskeleton; catenin complex. Gene Ontology annotation, biological process: cell migration; cell-cell adhesion. Gene Ontology annotation, molecular function: beta-catenin binding; actin filament binding; structural molecule activity. Lineage: Eukaryota; Metazoa; Chordata; Amphibia; Anura; Pelobatidae. Bases 345 to 3056 code for a protein of 903 amino acids.